Molecule: messenger RNA, 364 nt
Organism: Staurois parvus
Lineage: Eukaryota; Metazoa; Chordata; Amphibia; Anura; Ranidae
Source: the annotation of a GenBank genome assembly
CACGUUUUUGGGCUGGUCCAUAUCCAGAUGCUGUUCAGUGCCUUUUUUCUUCAACAAAAAUGCAUGCACAGCGUUUUCCAUGUAUUCAAAUGGACCUAGUACACCAGUGCAGUCAGUUCCAGGUUUCACGUGCAGCAAAAAAUGGUAGAACAUGCUGCAUUAUUUCUGCACAGAACUGUACUGGAACACAACGAAACACAGCAAAAAAACACAGGGACUGUUGUCAGUGCUUUUCUAUUUCUCACAAAAUGUCUGAAAUAGUUCAUGACUAUUUUUCAGUGCAUUCUGGGCAUUUAGGAGGGUCUCCUGAGGCUAUCUUUUAAAAAUGCUUCUAAAUGCAAGCACGCAUAAAAGCGGUAGGUAA